UCGACGACAUAACAAAGAUGAACAGCACUUGUUGUGAUAGUGAAGAGUUCAGCAUGGCAGCAAAGAUAGUUUUAUCAACGUGGUAUGGUAUCGCAGGUCUGGCGACCAUAGUUGGAAACGCGGUUGUGUUGUGGCUGAUCUCUAGAAAUAGGUCGCUUAGAACAAUUUCUAACUUGUUCCUAACUUCAUUGGCGGCUGCGGACAUUUUAGUAGGACUUGUUAUAGACCCGGUAUAUAUUCUUUUCAGAUGCUUGCUUUUUAAAACAGAUACAUAUUUGCAAACCUACAGUAAAGCUAUUGACUAUCUCUGGAUCCAUACAACAGUGGCUACUGCAUUCAACUUAUGCUGUGUUACCUUGGAGAGGCACAUCGCCAUUUUUUAUCCUCUCCGCUACGAAGACAUUAUCACUUACCCAAGAUGUUACGUGCUGAUAGCCACCGUUUGGUUUAUGUGCUUGGUUCUCCCCUGCUCGAGGUUCUUGGUGGAGGAUGUUUCAGUGCUACCAAGAUUAUAUUUCUCUUUUGCAAUAAUCACGAUUUUAAUACCAAUGAUUCUCAUAAUUUUCUGCUCUAUUCGGAACUUAAAGGCUGCUUCAAUGCAGUCCAGGCGAAUAACUGUCAAUACUGCACAGAAUCAAGACGUUGUGAUAAGAAGGAAAAAGAACUUCAAGACUGCUAAGACGAUCAGCAUUGUGGUGGGGCUGUUUGUCGUUUGUUGGUUGCCGAGUUUAGUGACUUCUUUUGUGCAUUGCCUGGGUAAAAGAUUGAUUUUCUAUACGGUAUGGAAGCCAGUCGAAGCGCUCGCAUUGACUUCGUCGGCAAUCAACCCGUGGGUGUACUGCUUGCGGAAUGCCGAGUUCUACCAAGCCUUAACUGGUACUUUCCGAUUUCUUAGAAGAAGGAAUGCGGCGCAAAAUGGGAUUCGUCGUUCAGUUAAAAGAUAAAAGGUCGACAGAUUGUGCAUUGAGUAAAGAUUAUGCUUGACAUCUGCCAGUUUGAAUUUUUCAAGUUUAAUUUAAAGUGGUACAAAAUUAGUCAUUUAGAGUUUAAUUUCGUCUUACUAUUGAAAAACGCCGCCUUCUCAAAAACAGCUGGAAAGUCACUAUUAAAACUUGACUUUCCCGUUUUGUUGAGAAAAGCGGUUUUAAAAAUGAACUCUGUGGACAUUUCAGUAUAAUGGAUGUUUGACCAAGCAGUGGAGGGUAGGGAAGGUAACAAGAAAAAACAAAGAAGCUUUUCAUGGGGAAAUGAAUCAUUGAAUAACGACAACAAAUGAUGACGAAACAAAAAUGUUCUAUUCAACAUGCAGAUAGUUGUUCCAGUUAACUCGUCAGAAUAGUCAGGACCUCCAGCUGUUUUGGCUUUGUUUUGUUUAGCUUUCUUGUUUUUAUUUGUUUUGUUUUGUUUCAUGCUUUGAGUUUAUAGAUCUCUCAAGACUUAAUGAUUCGUAACCGUAAACAUUGAUGCAUAAAACGUGAAUAAUUAAUUUUUGGGUGAUAUUUCAGGAAGAAAUGGUUCUUGACUACCAUGAUCUUUUCUUUAAUAACUAUUUACGCCUCAGGUGAAAUUUCCCCUAAAUCCUUUUAUAUUUGUGUAUAAGAACAAUGCAGUCGAGUAAAGUUAAGAGAAGGUUUCAAACACAAACUAGAAAACAUGGUGAUUGUCUUAACCUCUAACUGACAUUUGGCAUACAUUUGUCAGUGUAGGCAUAAGAAGCGACUGCAAACAAGCCAAACUCGCAGAUGAGUUUUUUUGUUAUUACAAUUCAGCAGACCUCUCACUAAACUCCGGCUUACGCCAAUGGACUGGUUGUGGUGAAUACUGAUAUUUCAGGAAGCAUUGGUUUUUAAACACAGUAAACUGCUACAAGAACCUAUAUUUUCCAGGUUAGCUUUAUAUAUAAUAUAGACCAGUCAGGGCCAUAAAUAGGUUCAUAAGUGGUAAAAGUUCAAAAUGGGUGUGGUCAUAAGGGGAUCUGGCCCAAAUGGGGGUUUUAAUACUAAAGACAAUAUAGUGAACCAGUCCAAACUCGAGGAAAUUACGUGCAGCUGACGCAAAGCGCGGGAAAA
Orbicella faveolata is the source of this 2069-nucleotide messenger RNA. RefSeq names its product beta-1 adrenergic receptor-like. Gene Ontology annotation, cellular component: membrane. Gene Ontology annotation, biological process: G protein-coupled receptor signaling pathway. Gene Ontology annotation, molecular function: melanocortin receptor activity. Lineage: Eukaryota; Metazoa; Cnidaria; Anthozoa; Scleractinia; Merulinidae. The record is from RefSeq and is a predicted model, not a curated record.